Molecule: messenger RNA, 1642 nt
Organism: Mus pahari (shrew mouse)
Lineage: Eukaryota; Metazoa; Chordata; Mammalia; Rodentia; Muridae
Product: olfactory receptor 51B2-like
Exons: 1
Coding region: 719-1642 (307 amino acids)
Biological process (GO): G protein-coupled receptor signaling pathway
Cellular component (GO): membrane
Molecular function (GO): G protein-coupled receptor activity; olfactory receptor activity
Source: RefSeq, a predicted model, not a curated record
UUAGAAGAACCUAUCUGGACUGGUGAAGGACACAGCAACAAGACUAUGGGGUUGGUGAGUGCCAGGGAUAGAAAUAAGGGAACACUCCUCCCUUACAUCUGUGAGAUGUGGUCAGGAGAAUAAAGACAAACUUCCCUUUAUAGAAAGACACAGCACACUUAGGGUGCCAGACUUUAUUUCUGCAAGCAUUAUCAAGGCAGAUGUGGAAUUUUGUGUGAGGGUUCCAUGAGUGGAAUAGAGAAAAAUAUUGAAUGCCUUUAGAAUACUUGCUGCAUCAUCUGGCCAUGUCCCUGUAUUUUCAUGAAGAGCUAAUGGCUUUGGGGAGAAUUCAAUAAAGUGUAAUUUAAUUGCAAAACCCAAGUAAGAAAAGUUUUCUAACAUAACUCUCUUUUAUGAUAGAAAAAUAUAAAACAAAAUUCAAAUUUAAAUAUAGCAGAAGCUUUGCAAACAGAACAAACAUCAAUCUAGCUAAGAAAUAUUCUUAUCCUUGUGGAUAUAUUUAUCAUAAAUGUUUUAUAACCAUUGAAACAUUUUGCAUACAUGCAACAGAGGUACACAAUGCUGUAAAAAUGAUGUGUUCUUAAUGCACAUGGGAAAUAUUUAUUGCUGAGCAUGAAUACUGUGAUCAAGGCAGCCAGGGAACACUUGCAUGCAGAGGGAAGGGGAGACAGUGACUACAAUAAAGAACCAGUGCUUUGAGUGACACAGUGUGUAAACUAUGUGGUCCAAUAUCAGUGCUGACCCCUUUCUGCUGACUGGCUUCCCAGGACUGGAAGCAGCUCAUCACUGGAUCUCUAUCCCCUUCUUUGCCAUCUAUAUCUCUGUGCUUCUGGGCAAUGGCACACUUCUCUACCUCAUCAAGGGUGACCACAGCCUCCAUGAACCCAUGUACUAUUUCCUUGCCAUGCUGGCGGGCACAGACCUCACAGUUACACUGACUACAAUGCCCACUGUAAUGGCGGUUUUAUGGGUGAAUCACAGAGAGAUAAGACACGGAGCCUGCUUCUUACAGGCCUACAUCAUUCACUCCCUUUCCAUUGUGGAAUCAGGGGUCUUGCUUGCCAUGUCUUAUGACCGAUUUGUCGCCAUCUGCACACCUCUGCAUUACAACUCUGUCCUUACCAAUUCCAGAGUUAUAGCAAUAGGACUUGGGGUGGUACUGAGGGGCUUUUUGUCUCUUGUGCCCCCAAUCCUGCCUCUCUUUUGGUUCUCAUAUUGCCGUUCCCAUGUUCUUUCUCAUGCCUUCUGCCUCCACCAAGAUGUCAUGAAACUGGCAUGUGCUGACAUUACCUUUAACCGCAUAUACCCAGUUGUUUUGGUUGCCCUGACUUUCUUCCUUGAUGCGCUCAUCAUUGUGUUUUCCUAUGUCCUCAUUCUGAAGACAGUUAUGGGCAUCGCCUCUGGAGAGGAGAGAGCAAAGGCUCUCAACACCUGUGUGUCCCACAUUAGCUGUGUCUUGGUCUUUUACAUCACUGUGAUUGGCCUGACCUUCAUUCACAGGUUUGGAAAGAAUGCCCCCCAUGUGGUGCACAUUACCAUGAGCUAUGUCUACUUUCUCUUUCCUCCAUUUAUGAACCCCAUCAUUUACAGCAUCAAGACCAAGCAAAUUCAGAGGAGUGUUCUCCGUCUCCUAUCUGUAUAA